GGACAGCGUGUGCGCGCAGGGUCAGCGCUGUUUAUGUUCUUCUGAUCUCCGACGCGCGCUCAGCGUGCACGCGCUCCACUCAGGAUGAUUUUGUUACAUUGUAGCGCGGCGUAACUGUGCGUCAUAAAGGGGAAGAGCGUUUGAUCCAGGCGUAUAGAACGUUUUCAAACUUUUCAUCGGAUACCUUGUAAUUCUUAGACUACUCGAGAACGUUUGGAGCGCGGGAGAGCGAACCUGAUUUACGCAGCGGACGCGGGGGGGUUCGGUGUCAGACGGUGAUUCCGGACUCGGUCCUGACCAUCCAGAUCCCCGUGGAUGACCUCCAGAACCAUGUAUCCGCACGGAAGACCCCAGGCUCCGCUGGUGUCAGGCCACGCCGGCAUGAAAUUCACAGUCCUGGAAACUCUCGACCAUAUAAAAGAGGAAUUCCAGCUGUUUCAGGCCCAGUAUCACAGUCUGAAGCUGGAAUGUGAGAAGUUAGCGAGUGAGAAAACAGAGAUGCACAGACAUUAUAUCAUGUAUUAUGAGAUGUCUUACGGGCUGAACAUUGAAAUGCAGAAGCAGGCAGAGAUUGUAAAGCGGCUCAGUGCUAUAUGCACUCAGAUCAUUCCACUGCUGUCCCAAGAGCAUCAGCAUCAGGUGGCUCAAGCAGUGGAAAGAUCCAAACACGUUAGCAUGGCCGAGCUCAACGCUAUCAUCGGGCAGCAGCAGUUUCAGCAUCUAUCCCAUCAUGCCCAGGGCUUCCCUCUGACGCCACACCCCUCAGGACUGACCCUGGGGGCGGGUGUAAGCCUCAUGGCUCUUCCCGGGGGCUUCCCGUUCCCCCCGCACCUGGUGCCUAAAGAUGACAUCGCUCUCCUCGAGCCCCUGGACUCCAGAGAUGGAGCUCUAAACAGGAGCGCCAGCGGCUCUCCGGUGGGCCUUCGUCUGGGUCUUCCUCCUCCUUCCUCUUCCUCUUCCUCUCACGCUGAUAUGGACACUAAACGGGGCAGCGCAGAACAGACCAGCAUGGGACGAACACGGAGGGAAAGUGGCAGUAAAAGUGAAGACGCUCUCAGAAGAGACGCCACUAAAGAGAAAAGUGCAUCACCCGCAGGAGUCUCUCCCAGAUCGCCGGAAGGGAACGGACUGAACAGCUCUCCAGCGCUCAGAAAGAAUCCGUCCAGAGAAGACUGUUCCUCUCCUCAAUCUCAGCCGCGCUCGCCCGGACUCUGCAAGAGCCCCACUCAGGAGAAAGUGAGAUCUCCUUCUUCUUGUCCUUCGGCGUCUCCUGGCUCUCCAGCACCUCCCCGUCCUCUCUCGUCUCCCGCUCUCAAACACUAGUGACGAAUGCUUGUGCACCUUGACGUCUGGUUUUCCUCACAGGACCCACUCCUGGCCAUGGAGUGAGGCUAGUGAAAGACAGCCGCUACCCCUCCCCAGCCCGCCCUUCCCAGAAUGCACGGGGCCAGUCCCAGAAUGCACCGGGUCGGGCCCCAGAGUGCUCGGGCAUGGGCAUCAGGUGCCUUGUCAGAAGCCCUUCAUCUGUCCUUGUGACCCUCCGAGCUGAACUCUGAGCGAACCGCAUCUGUGUUCUCACACGCCGGGAGUAAUCAGCCAAUCAGCUGUCUGACAGCUCUGUCAGCCAAUUAGAAAGAAAGCUGAAGAUUCUGUGUGACAGGCUUCUCCGUAUCAUCUCCCUCACAGAAAUGGACUGAGAUGCUUUUACUGCCAGUUUUGUGUCAAAAUGAGUUCAAGACUAAGACUUCCAGACAAAUGGAUGUUAAGGAGUUCCUGUUACAGCACCAUUUCACGUAUCUCCCCCAAGAGCUUUCAACGGUGUCAGUAAAGAGCUCCAAACACCCUGAAGUUUCCCCAGCACACUUCAUUUAGUUCCAUUCGAAGAGAAAUUAUGCAGUUUUUUGCGUGUAAUAAACAGGCUUCUGUUAUUCAAAUAUGAAUACUCACUUUAAAGCAUGAGAACCUGUACUGUGUUGUGAAUAAAAUCAUAGUCAAAGGAUGCUGUUAGUGUUUUCAUAUUCACAAUACAGCACAAUCCGGAGUUCUUGAUUACAUUUUAAAAUGAUUAGUGCAUAAUAAAGACAAAUUGAGUA
This is a messenger RNA of Carassius auratus (goldfish), 2093 nucleotides long. RefSeq names its product transducin-like enhancer protein 4. Bases 316 to 1323 code for a protein of 335 amino acids. NCBI's taxonomy places the organism in Eukaryota, Metazoa, Chordata, Actinopteri, Cypriniformes, Cyprinidae. Gene Ontology annotation, cellular component: nucleus; transcription regulator complex. Gene Ontology annotation, biological process: negative regulation of canonical Wnt signaling pathway; regulation of DNA-templated transcription. Gene Ontology annotation, molecular function: protein binding; transcription corepressor activity. The record is from RefSeq and is a predicted model, not a curated record. The transcript is spliced from 14 exons.